Messenger RNA from Octodon degus (degu), 1617 nucleotides. It is a transcript of the gene Bloc1s5, whose product is annotated as biogenesis of lysosomal organelles complex 1 subunit 5. The coding region runs from base 93 to 656 and encodes 187 amino acids. Gene Ontology annotation, cellular component: transport vesicle; BLOC-1 complex. The transcript is spliced from 5 exons. NCBI's taxonomy places the organism in Eukaryota, Metazoa, Chordata, Mammalia, Rodentia, Octodontidae. The record is from RefSeq and is a predicted model, not a curated record.
CCCUGCGAUGACGCAACAGCCAGCGUCGCCGGCUCGGCGGGCCCAGGUCUACGCAGGCGCGGCGAGGCCGCGGGUGGGCGGAGCCGGUCGGAAUGAGCGGCGCUGGGACGGAGCCCCCCGUGGCUUGUGAGGCCGCUUCGGGCGGCGGCGGCAAGAAGAGGGACUCGCUGGGGACUGCGAGCUCAGCGCACCUCAUUAUCAAGGAUCUUGGAGAGAUUCAGUCAAGGCUUUUGGACCACAGACCAGUUAUUCAAGGUGAAACUCGUUACUUUGUAAAGGAAUUUGAAGAAAAACGUGGUCUUCGGGAACUGAGAGUUCUUGAAAAUUUGAAGAAUAUGAUCCAUGAAACAAGUGAGCAUACUCUUCCCCAGUGCAGAGAUGGAAUGGAGAGCAACUUGAAGGAAGUUCUCCAGAGACUGCAAGCAGCAAAUGACUGUGUUCAUAGACUCCAACAGAGAGAACAGGAGCGAAGAAAGAUGUAUAAUGACCACUUGGUAGCUAGUGAGAAGCAGCGUGGACUUCAGUGGGAGGAGCUCAUGAAAGAACAGCCCCGCCACCAGGCUGAAGUGGAUGAAGAGCACCAGAGAGCCCUGCAGCGACUGCGAGAGCACUAUGCUGAGAUGGAGAAGGACCUCUCCAAGUUCUCAACCUUUUAAGAAUUGCACCACAACAGUGACAAAUGAGGAAACACUGACUUCCACCCACAUACUUCUACCAACCAUUUAGCCUCUGCUUCGAGUUUAGCAAUAUAUUCAGUGGCACUCUGGUCUGAGAAGAGUGACUUCUGCUGAAGCCUAAUGGAAUGUUCCAUGGAAGGAGAGCGCCACACCUUCCCUUUAAGUGCCUGUGGUGAUUGUGUGAAUGGGAAGCUUGGGCAGAAAGAUGGGAUCAGUUUAUUCUUUCUUAAUCAGAAUUGGUUUUCUUCUCCAGCCUUUAGCUCAGAGAUGUAAGCACAGACUUCUUAAACAAGAUAACGUAAUCCAUGCGCAUACAAGGUUAACAUUACAAUUGGGGCUUAAAGAGCAGCUGCUGUCAUAGCUUCCCUGGCUGUGAGGGGGAUUAGAGUGCAUACAGUAUUAUUCCAUGAGUAGUGUUGGACAAACAGCUGGCCUUAGAGAAAGAUCCCACUUGAGAGAGGUAAGAGUCAAAACAUUGUCUCCACUGUGACAAAGAUGGACACGGUAGGCUUGAACCACUUGUGGUGAUUCCAGAUUUGUUGGGGUUGCAGGUUUCAUAGGGCUGCUUAAUGCCGUGCACUGCCCUGGGUGAUAAGACACAUGUAUUAAGGGUUGUGGCCUUCUAGUCCUUAAUAUUUUUAUCUUUUAAAAUGUGCUUAGGACAAAAAGUUCACCAAAAAUACAUUUUGAUGUUUAGCCCUUUCAAGAACCGUAGUCUUGCCCAACUGUUUACCUCAUUUUGUGUCUGUUUGCUGUGGGUAAGUGUAUAACAUGAAUAAUCUCUGUACCUGUUUCAAGUGUUUCAUGAGUGACCAGCAGAAUCCACCAAGGAGUCCCUCCAGAACCACCUAAGGAUUCUGGCUCCGAAUGAACCAGAAGUGUUUGUCCACGUGACAGAUGAUCCAUGUUCAGUGUAAACCCUGUGUGGUGCUAAUGUCUG